Messenger RNA from Anguilla rostrata (American eel), 2067 nucleotides. It is a transcript of the gene dnajc1, whose product is annotated as DnaJ (Hsp40) homolog, subfamily C, member 1. Gene Ontology annotation, cellular component: endomembrane system. The record is from RefSeq and is a predicted model, not a curated record. The coding region runs from base 180 to 1748 and encodes 522 amino acids. Lineage: Eukaryota; Metazoa; Chordata; Actinopteri; Anguilliformes; Anguillidae. The transcript is spliced from 12 exons.
AAUGCGCGUCUCCUUUAAGAUAAACACGGGAAGCGGUAGCCACGUUUGACUUGGAGGUAGUAUGGCAGUUCAUUCUCAAAAGGAAUAGCCAAACUAAAAUAACAUUUUAUUCACCUGGGCUUAAUUCCUCUCGUGGAUGGGAACUCGUGCGGUCACAGAAAUAGUACUACUGCCCGAGAAUGGCGUCCUCUUGGGUCACAGGAUUAUUUAUCAUUUACGUUUUUUCUGUUCACCCGGUGCCUACGUUUACAUGGGAUACAGACCUGGAGCUCUUUGACCUGGUGGAGGAAAUCCCGCAAAACUUUUAUGAAUUCUUAUCAGUGGAACAGGACGCCUCGUCCGCAGACAUCAGAAAGGCCUAUCGCAGGCUGUCCCUGACCUUGCACCCCGACAAGAACAAAGACGAGAACGCGGAGACGCAGUUCAGACAACUUGUGGCUAUCUAUGAAGUCCUGAAAGAUGAGGAGAGAAGGCAGAGGUACGAUGACAUCCUGGUCAACGGGCUUCCGGACUGGCGGCAGCCCGUCUUCUACUACCGGCGGGUGAGGAAGAUGAGCAACGCGGAGCUGGGCAUCCUCCUCUUCCUCAUCCUCACCGUGGGCCACUAUGCGGUCAUCUGGUCCAUCUACCUGGAGAAGCAGCUGGAUGAACUGCUGAGCAAGAAGAAGAGGGAAAAGAAGAAGAAGACAAGUAACAAGAGCCCGGAUGAGCUCAAGGCUGCAGGCUUGGACAAAAACGAGAGGUCCUUGGAGAAACCGCAUUGGCAGGACAUUCUACCACUCAAACUGGGUAUCUGGCUCUACCUAACCGUGAAAUACCUCCCCCAUCUUGUCCAGGAUGCGAAACGCUGCUACGAGGACUAUAAAGAGAUGAAGAUGAAAGAGAAGGAGGCAGCCCAGGCUCAGGCUGAACAAGAGGCGCUGCAGAAAGAGAAGAGGCCUAAAGUGAAAAAGCCCAAAGUUGAGCUCCCCGUUUACAAGCCCCCGGUCGACGGUGCCUUUGUUGCGUCCUACGAUCAGGCCACGUCCAUCGAGGAGAUCGAGGACCAGAUGGACGACUGGCUGGAGGACAAGAAGCUGCAGAAAAAGAAGGCACUGGAGUGGACGGAAGAGGACCUCAGUCAGCUGACUCGCUGUAUGGCCAAGUUCCCCGGGGGUACGCCGGGUCGAUGGGAGAAGAUCGCUCACGAGCUGGGCCGGACGGUGGCUGACGUUACUUCUAAGGUGAAACAAGUCAAAGACUGCGUCACUAACACAUCAGGACUAGUGAGGCUGUCCGAGCUGCGGGGCAGUGGCGCCCAGGUGGGGAAGGGUUCGAGACCUGGGGUCCUGCCCGACAGCAUCAUCACACAGCGGGAGGAGGAGCCUCCGGAGGAGCCAAUGGGUGGAGACGACGGGGAGGGCGGGGUCAGGCGCAGGAGGACUAAUCAGACUGUGGGGGAGGAGAGGGAGAGGGAGAAAGAGAAGUCCAAGGGCCGCAGGCAGAAGGACUUCGACCCCACUGCCGCGGAGGACGACAGCGGGGACGAGAAGAAGCCGGGGCGGGAGCGGACCCCCCCCUCCGAGGACAUCUGGACUCAGAGCCAGCAGAGACUCCUGGAGCUGGCCCUGCAGCAGUUCCCACGAGGCACCUCAGAACGCUGGGACAAGAUCGCCAAGGUGGUAGCAGGGAAGAGCAAGGAAGAGUGUAUGAUUCGAUACAAGCUGCUGGCAGAGCUGGUGCAGAAGAAGAAACAGGCCAAAAGCUGAGUUCUGUGCUCCAACGUUUGCUCGUCUGCCUGUCACGUGCCUUACGACCUGUCAAUCAUCCAUCUGAGCCCUUUCUGGGCCCGCCCACUUCACAGCGGGGACUCCAGCAUGCAGCGUAUGGGCACUGCCUUUCCUCCCAAAGUGUUCGUCUGAAUCCCCAGACAUGUUGAAUAAAUUGGUUUUAUUUAUUAAUUGAAGAAGAGCCCUCUGUAUCUUUUUCAUAUAAUUUUCAUUUUUAUGCAACGAGGGCCAGAAUAUGGAUGGGCCCGAAUUGCGAUUUUUUGAAAUGCAUUAAAAGAAUUUUUCCACCGGUAUGAAA